UAGUCUGUCGGGAUAUCCAACACCAACAGUAGGGCUUAUUGAGAGCUCCAUUUCUGGAAAGCGUUGCAAGACUGAGGAAUAUCAGACUGCGAAUCACUGGGAACGGUUCCCUUGCAGCACAGAAGCAAUCUCUCUCCCCAUCUUCGCAUAUUCUGAUGGCAAAUCAAAGGGAAGAAAAGAGGAAGCAUGACUGCAGAUCGGUUCACUUCUCUUUAUGGAUUAAAUUUUCAGUAAAAUGUAUGGAUCUAUCUUUUCCUUGUUCUUAUAUCUAGAUCAUGAGACUUGACUGAGGCUGUAUCUUUAUCCUCCAUCCAUCUAUGGCGAACUAUAGCCAUGCAGCUGACAACAUUUUGCAAAAUCUCUCGCCUCUAACAGCCUUUCUGAAACUGACUUCCUUGGGUUUCAUAAUAGGAGUCAGCGUGGUGGGCAACCUUCUGAUCUCCAUUUUGCUAGUGAAAGAUAAGACCUUGCAUAGAGCACCUUACUACUUCCUGUUGGAUCUUUGCUGUUCAGAUAUCCUCAGAUCUGCAAUUUGUUUUCCAUUUGUAUUCAACUCUGUCAAAAAUGGCUCUACCUGGACUUAUGGGACUCUGACUUGCAAAGUGAUUGCCUUUCUGGGGGUUUUGUCCUGCUUCCACACUGCUUUCAUGCUCUUCUGCAUCAGUGUCACCAGAUACUUAGCUAUCGCCCAUCACCGCUUCUAUACAAAGAGGCUGACCUUUUGGACGUGUCUGGCUGUGAUCUGUAUGGUGUGGACUCUGUCUGUGGCCAUGGCAUUCCCCCCAGUUUUAGAUGUGGGCACAUACUCAUUUAUUAGGGAGGAAGAUCAAUGUACCUUCCAACACCGCUCCUUCAGGGCUAAUGAUUCCUUAGGAUUUAUGCUGCUCCUUGCUCUCAUCCUCUUAGCCACACAGCUUGUCUACCUCAAGCUGAUAUUUUUUGUCCACGAUCGAAGGAAAAUGAAGCCAGUCCAGUUUGUAGCAGCAGUCAGCCAGAACUGGACUUUCCAUGGCCCUGGAGCCAGUGGCCAGGCAGCUGCCAAUUGGCUAGCAGGAUUUGGAAGGGGUCCCACACCACCCACCUUGCUGGGCAUCAGGCAAAAUGCAAACACCACAGGCAGAAGAAGGCUAUUGGUCUUAGAUGAGUUCAAAAUGGAGAAAAGAAUCAGCAGAAUGUUCUACAUAAUGACUUUUCUUUUCCUAACCUUGUGGGGCCCCUACCUGGUGGCCUGUUAUUGGAGAGUUUUUGCAAGAGGGCCUGUAGUACCAGGGGGAUUUCUAACAGCUGCUGUCUGGAUGAGUUUUGCCCAAGCAGGAAUCAAUCCUUUUGUCUGCAUUUUCUCCAACAGGGAGCUGAGGCGCUGUUUCAGCACAACCCUUCUUUACUGCAGAAAAUCCAGGUUACCAAGGGAACCUUACUGUGUUAUAUGAGGGAGCAUCUGUAAAUCUUUAGCCUUGUGAAACACUAACCUUCUCUGCUAAGCAAUUGUGGCCUGUAGCCAUAUCUUGAGAAGAAAUUCAAGAAUGGGCUCGGCGGUUAUAAGGAUUUGGGCAAAAUUCUGCAGUCUUUGCAAUAGUUCAUCUAUAAUCCUAUUUUAAAUCUCAGAGUGAUCCUGCUGACAGCCGGCGAAGGUUUGUAAUUAAGGAAGGACUGAACCACUGCCCUAAGUUUCUUUAUGUGGUUGAAAACUAGAUAAUGAAAGUAGCAGGUGCUAAGUAUCAGUGCUAAAUGCUGUGUACAUCACUACAUAUGAACAAAAAAUCAAAAACAAUUAGCAUUGGACAUCUUAAUAAAUUAAGUUGACAUGAGGUAAUUGUGUUGGUAAAAACUAAUUUUAGAAGUUUGAAGACUUUAAAACAUUUCAUACUAUUAUUGUUUUGCAAAGACUAAAAUAUCUGGGGACUUAAAGUACUGUAAUCCACUAAAGACGUGCCAUGAAUUAUUGGAAUAUCACACUUUAAAAAUUGCCUCGUAAGUUUUGGGGAGCAUUCCAGAGCAGUAUAUUGGUUCUAAUUAGAGUUUACUUUUUUGUAUUAAUACAUUACUAUUUCUAAAUACCACUUUCCUUACCUACUAGUGAAAUUGCUAGCAUUGAACUGUAUUAUGUGGUUUUCGUUGAUUUGGUAUAAAGUUUUUUCCAAUUCAUCUAUAUUUUACAAAUGCUAGAUAUUGGUCUGGGAGGCAACAUUUAUGGUACCAGCCAGUCACAACUGAGCAGUUCUGAUAAUGCAGAAUAAACACAUGUUGCCUUAAAGGGUUAUCUAGUAUCCAUCUUAGUUAGCUUUGGAGCAAACAGUCAAGGGAAAUCGAAUCAGUAACUGGUCAUGGUUAUGCAUCUGGAAGUGCAUGGAAGAUCAUUUAAUACUUUUUUCCUUUUUACUCACAUGGUUUGAAAAUUAAGGUGCACAUCACUGGAAUAAUGAGAUUUUCUUCUGAGGUGUGCUACCCAUUCUAGAGUGUUCUAAGAAGCAGGCAGUUGAUGUAUGUUUAUAUUUUAAAUCAACUGUCAAUGGGAGACCACAGCCUUAGUAUGACAUCCUGCACAAUUUGUGAAGCAUUUAUUCUACCGAAGGCACAGUCUUGUUUAUACUUUUUGCACAUUCAGUGUAUUGGUCGUUUAAAUUAUUUCAGUUUUAACUUGUGAAAGCUUAUAAUAUGAUUUCUGGUAUUUUAGAAAUACAUUAGAGUCUGUGAGUCUCAUUCUUUAAGGUACAGAUUGUGAACUUCAAUAUAAAGUUGCAUUUGCCAAAAUUUACCUGUGUAGCCUGUUAAUUUUCUUGGAAUAAAUUUAACAUUUUUGCAUAUAAUUUUUUUUUAAACGCGGGAGUCAAGCACAAACUAGGAAAACUAGCUUUAUUAUGAUUUGGUUUUUUGGUUUUUUAUUUUUGUAGCUACUAUAUUCUCAAACUGGAACUUUGUGAAUGAUAGCAAGCAUAAAACUGAUAAAAUGCCAUAUUAUCUGUAAAAGCAUUGUUUGGUAGUUUAUUAUAUCAUCCCUCUAUUUACUCUCACAUGCCAGUAGUAUUUAGAGAUGCAUACCUGCUUAGUUGGUUGAUUUAGAAUUUUAAUAUAAACAUCACACUUUAAUCUAGGGCAUAGGAGAAAUUUGGGGUUCUAAAUAUAUAACUUGUAAGAAGAAUGGUUUACAAUAACAUUAUGAUAAAACCAGAAAAAAUUAUUAUUUCUGUUUGCUUUCUAUUAUUUUGUUUGUUUGCUUUGUUUUGUUUUGGGUUUUUUUGUUUUUUUGGGGUUUUUUUUGUGGUUUUCUUUUUCUUUCUUUCUUUUUUUUUGUAUUUGAAAAAUAAGAUUAGGAAUCUAAUGGAACAGAAUUCCUUAUUGCUAUAGUACUUCUGUAAAAAGAAUAUAAAUAUAAAUAAGAAAAAAUAAAUCACUGAAAUGUUUCAAUG
Messenger RNA from Galeopterus variegatus (Sunda flying lemur), 3407 nucleotides. RefSeq names its product G protein-coupled receptor 85 (gene GPR85). The coding region runs from base 318 to 1430 and encodes 370 amino acids. NCBI's taxonomy places the organism in Eukaryota, Metazoa, Chordata, Mammalia, Dermoptera, Cynocephalidae. Gene Ontology annotation, cellular component: plasma membrane. The transcript is spliced from 3 exons. The record is from RefSeq and is a predicted model, not a curated record. Gene Ontology annotation, molecular function: G protein-coupled receptor activity. Gene Ontology annotation, biological process: G protein-coupled receptor signaling pathway.